GUUAGGGUUUGACACACCGUCCACAACCCUAACGCACACACAUUACACAUUCCACUCCGAGCGGCCGUUGCACAGAAAAGAAAGAAAAAAUGAAGGUUGUAGCUGCAUAUUUGCUGGCUUUGUUGGGAGGUAACACAGCCCCUACUGCUGAAGAUUUGAAGACCAUUCUUGGCUCAGUUGGAGCUGACGCCGAUGAUGAUAAAAUUAAGUUGCUAUUGUCCGAGGUGAAAGGAAAAGAUAUCACUGAGUUGAUUGCAUCAGGCAGGGAGAAACUGGCUUCCGUUCCUUCUGGAGGUGGCGGUGUUGCUGUUACCGCUGCUGCCGGUGGUGGUGCUGCCCCGGCUGCAGCUGCUGCUGAGACCAAGAAAGAGGAGAAGGUUGAAGAGAAGGAAGAAUCAGAUGAUGACAUGGGUUUCAGUUUGUUUGAUUAAGGAUUAGAAGGUAUGAAGAAUUAUGUCGGUGUUAUCUUGGAAUUUUUUGGUAGUGAUUUCAUAGUGUAUCUUUAAAUGUUGAUCUUUGUGAGACCUUUUAAAAGUUUAUUUGGAGUUGUUAAGUGAAGUGGAUCUGUCAAACUUUUUUCUGCA
This is a messenger RNA of Erigeron canadensis, 584 nucleotides long. Its product is annotated as 60S acidic ribosomal protein P2-like. Gene Ontology annotation, biological process: cytoplasmic translational elongation. The transcript has 4 exons. The record is from RefSeq and is a predicted model, not a curated record. Bases 90 to 431 code for a protein of 113 amino acids. NCBI's taxonomy places the organism in Eukaryota, Viridiplantae, Streptophyta, Magnoliopsida, Asterales, Asteraceae. Gene Ontology annotation, cellular component: ribosome; cytosolic large ribosomal subunit. Gene Ontology annotation, molecular function: structural constituent of ribosome.